AUGCCAUUAUGCGUAGCUAGGCAGAUCGUUCUAUACCCCAUUUACUACUUCCCAGACAUGCUCAGCAUCAACGUCAAAACAUUGCUUCUGUAUCUUCUAACGAACAUUACAAGUGCCUCUACCCUCUACCCGACAGUCAAAACAAUCAACGGCACCCUCACUGGGAUACACAACCCAGACUACAACCAAGACUUCUUCCUCGGCAUCCCCUAUGCCCAACCCCCAACCGGGCCCCUCCGCUACCGCCGCCCUGCGCCCCUUACCCAUCCCUUAGGACAAUUCCAUGCAAACAAUUACGGACCAGGAUGCAUUUCCACUUCCAUAAACCUACCUGUCUUCUCACAGACCACGCCAUCCUACCCCGAAAGCGAAGAUUGCCUAACCCUCAAUGUCGUCCGUCCCGCUGGUCUCAACAAAGGCGCUAUACUCCCUUUGCUACUCUUCAUUCACGGCGGCGGUUUCCAGGAAGGCAGUGGUGGAGAUCAACGCUACAACAUGUCUUUCCUCGUGCAGGAAUCAGUCACAGUCGGCGCACCUAUCAUUGGCGUCACGAUUAACUACCGGCUAUCUGGGUUUGGCUUCCUGCCCGGAAGCGCGGUACUUGAGUCUGGCAAUGCGAAUCUGGGUCUGCACGACCAGCGACUGGCGCUUUGGUGGGUGAGGGAGAACAUUGCUGCGUUUGGUGGAGAUGCGGAAAAGGUUACGAUUCAGGGAGAGUCGGCGGGUGCGAUGUCAAUUGGCCAUCAUCUUGCUGCGUAUGGAGGGAAAGAUGAGGGUCUUUUUCGCGCCGCCAUUGUGCAGAGUGGUGGACCGGCGGUUGAUGCGAGGGGAAUGUCGGUGCAGGAGCAGGACGUCCUCUACGACAACUUGCUCAGGCAGACCGGUUGUAUGCUCGAGGAGGACACGCUCGACUGCCUGAGGAGUGUACCCGUCGAGGCGCUCAAAGUCGCUUUCCAAAAUCAAUCAUUGAUCCCAGUUCCGGACGGCCAAUUCUUCGAUGGAAACUCGCGCAUGGCUCUGAAGCAGGGCAGAUUUGUACGGGUACCUAUACUCGCUGGUGCGAAUACGAAUGAGGGUACAUCUUUCACCAUAAGUCAGGGUUUGAAAGGUAUAAGUGACCCCACCCAGUUCCGGGCAGUCGUUGCGGGAUGGUUGGGCCCUGGCAUAGCCAAUACGACGGUGGAUAGUAUCGCUGCUGAAUACCUCGAGCGAAUAUCGCCCGCAGAUCUACAGGAUUCCCUCGGUACUGUGUUGCCAUCAUCCCGCCUGGAGAACGGCAGUCUCUACGGAAUAACUACCUUGUUCGUAGGCGAUCAUAUCUUCAUUGCUGCAAGACGCUUCGCCACAGAGGCGUGGGCUGAAUAUGGCGUUCCUGCUUACAGCUACCGAUUCGACACAGUAGGGAGCGGUGUUUCGGCCGAGACUCUAGGCGCCGCGCACUACACAGAGAUUCCGUUCGUGUUUGGCAAUGUCGACGGUGUUGGACAUGAAGUCAACUUUCUUGCUUCCAACUCCACGGAAGAACGCGAGGAGUUUGUCACACUCAGUAAGCGCAUGUGCAGGAUGUGGUUGAGCUUUGUUAACGAGCUCUCGCCGAAUGCGCAUUAUGCUCUGGACUCUAGCACAUCCUGGCCGGUGUACACAAAAGAGAGCGCUAGAAACAUGCUCUUCAGGAAAAGUGGCAUCAGUCUGGAAGAAGAUACAUGGAGGGCGAGUGCGAUUAGUCGGAUGAACAGCGCUGCUGUUGGCUUGGAAGUCUAG
Alternaria viburni is the source of this 1761-nucleotide messenger RNA. RefSeq lists its product as uncharacterized. Lineage: Eukaryota; Fungi; Ascomycota; Dothideomycetes; Pleosporales; Pleosporaceae. The record is from RefSeq and is a predicted model, not a curated record. The transcript is spliced from 2 exons. Gene Ontology annotation, molecular function: carboxylic ester hydrolase activity. The coding region runs from base 1 to 1761 and encodes 586 amino acids.